AUGGGUAGAUUGAGUUUACACAUGAUUGAUAAUGAACUAGAUAAGCCAUCAAAGUUUUCAUCUUCAAGCUUUUUGCCAGAGAAACGAAUACUUCAACUUCUACUUGACACUUUACAAAGGAAAGACACCUAUGAAAUAUUUAUAGAACCAGUUGAUCCAAAUGAGGUUGAAGAUUAUUAUGCAAUCAUUAAAGAGCCUAUGGAUUUUGGCACUAUUAGGGCUAAACUACAUGAGAAGAUGUACAAAACUCUCGAACAAUUUGAGCAUGAUGUUUUUCAAAUAUUUAACAAUGCAAUGCGUUUUAAUUCUCCUGGUACCAUAUAUUUUAGGCAGGCUCGUGUUAUAAAUGAGCUAGCUAAGAAAGUUUUUGAUGUAUUAAAGAAAAAUCCAGAGAAAUUUGAAAUGGAAUAUUCUGAAACGAGACAAAAAAUAAGAUCAAUUAAUCAAGAAGAUUUUAGAAAUUCAAGAGACCUUAAAUCCAAUGAAAUAACCUCAAAAACUACAUGGUGUUCAUCUCAUACAUCAAAUAAAAGAAGUUUUAAGACAAAUUGUCUUGAUGCUAAAGAUGUUAAGAUUACUAUAGGUACUAAAGAGUGUAACAAAAGCAAGUUUUUUGAGAUUGAUAGACAUGGUAUGUAUAAACCCUUCUACAUGAGCAAGGAGAAGUCUAUACUUCCAACAAUAAAUGGUGAACUAAAACUUCUUCAGCAUGUUGGUCAACAAGAUAUUAGCUAUAAAGAUAGCUUGAUGAUGUUUGCCAAAGAUUUAGGACCCAUUGCCCAAAAUAUAGCCAAAAGGAAAUUUCUUGCAUGUGAAAUUCUCAAAAAAGCAUCUGGUUCUGCUCCAUGCAAAAUAGAAAAUGAUACUUUCAACAUAUUCACUACCUCUUCCACGAUAUGUUAUCAUUUGGAUAAUGUUCCUAGUUAUCCUAACACAACAAGUCUCACAGAUAAUGUUGACAAAGAGAAAGGUUGCAAUCCUUUAAAAGGCAACACUUGGGAAUGUUACAAGUGGUGUGAUAAAGAGUUCUUAAGUAAGAGAUUUUAUUUUGAGCCAUGUUACUCAUGA
Vigna umbellata (rice bean) is the source of this 1068-nucleotide messenger RNA. The record is from RefSeq and is a predicted model, not a curated record. NCBI's taxonomy places the organism in Eukaryota, Viridiplantae, Streptophyta, Magnoliopsida, Fabales, Fabaceae.